Molecule: messenger RNA, 1150 nt
Organism: Saprolegnia diclina VS20
Lineage: Eukaryota; Oomycota; Saprolegniomycetes; Saprolegniales; Saprolegniaceae
Exons: 2
Coding region: 157-1068 (303 amino acids)
Biological process (GO): transmembrane transport
Source: RefSeq, a predicted model, not a curated record
CCGCGUCACAACGACACCAACGGCAGCGAUUCGCCGUGCUCGUUGCAGAAAUCGUGCGCGUGUACAUCCCGUCGCUGCCUCCAUCCACCUGUAGACGCGACCAGUAUAUCGAAGAUUUAGAAACAGCUCGGCGGCCACUGCGCAAGUGCCCUCAAAAUGCCAAGUACCAAGCUCUCGGGCGGCCAGUCGGUGGCCGCUGGCGUCUUUGCCGGCUGCGUCACCCGCUCCUGCACGUCGCCCAUGGACGUGCUCAAGAUUCGGCUCCAAGCGACUUCGACGACACGAGCGCGUCCGUCCUGGCGCCAUGCCGUAGCCACGCUGCGUACCACGUGCCUGGACAUUUACGCGACAGCUGGCGUUGCGGGGCUCUGGCGGGGCAACCUCGCCGGCUGUCUUCGCCUUGGCCCGUACUGCGGCAUCAAAUUCUGCGUCUACGACGCACUGCACGACUCGCAGCAUUCUCGGAGCGGUGCGGUCGACGGUGCCAUCGCGGGCAUGCUGGCUACCAUGGCCGUAUACCCGAUGGAGGUCGUCCGCACGCGGCUCAUCAUUUUGGCGCCGACGCGAAGCAUUGGCAGCAGCCUCUAUGAGCUCUACGCCCGCGAGGGCCUCCGUGGUUUGUAUCGGGGUGGCCUCACGGGCGUCGUCGGGGCGAUUCCAUUUGAAGGCCUCCAGUUUGCUUGCUACGAGUUUGGCAAAGGGUACGCUACGGCCCACCACUGGCCGGCGUGGCGCUGGACGCCGACCAAGGCCGAGCUGAGCCAUAUCGAUAUCCUGGUCACGGGGAGUCUCUCAGGCAUCGUUGCACAGCUUGCCGCGUAUCCGUUUGAUACAAUCAAGAAGCGGCUGCAAGCUCAAGACCUGGGCCCGUCGCGGCAAUACGCAGGGCUUGUCGACUGCGCGCGCCGGAUCGUGGCCGACGAAGGCGUCGGAGCGCUCUACCGCGGGUCGCUACCCAACCUCCUGCGCAUUGGACCGUACGCCGCCAUCAUGUUUGCUUCGUACGAAGCGGCCAAGGCGUACUUGACCACGGAGCAUGGCCGCCAUCACCCAGUGUCCACGCUCUAGAGUCGGCUUAAGCUACUAUAUCCCUCUAUAGAGUCGGCUCAACUACUAUAUCCCUCUAAAUUUAUUGCAUUCUCAUUGUCUG